AGAAUGGAGAAUGAUGGAGCGAUUUCUGAAUAGUUGUAAAUAUCCACCACUGAAAUUACGAUGGAAAUUCACAACGAUUACCGCUAUGAUAUUGAUUCCUGCUGCUCUCGAACAUAUUUUGAGCAUUGUUAAAGCUGUCCCAACAAUUUCUGAACUCCCAGGUAAUGAUACCAAUUGGAGAAAUUACGUGAGAAUUUAUACUGACAGAUCUCAUGCAUUCACUUAUACAACUGUGGAGUACUCAACAGCAAUGGGAAUUUUCUACUUCAUCAUCAGUAAAAUCGCGACGUUCACCUGGAAUUUUACUGAUUUAUUUAUAAUUCUGGUGGCGACUGGUCUAGCUGAGAGAUACAAGCAUUUGAAUCGGGUGGUUUUGGCGGGUGGAACAUCAGAUUGUUCGAAUUUGGAUUGGCGAGGGCUUCGAGAACAAUAUGCCACACUCAGUAGUCUGGUAAAACAUGCUGAUAACAUCGUAUCACCAAUUAUUCUCCUCUCCUUCACAAACAAUUUGUAUUUUAUCUGUAUUCAGCUGCUCAAUGGGCUCUCCCCCAAGGGACACAGUUUAGUCAUGAAUAUAUACUUCUUCGGUUCUUUCGCAUUUUUAAUUGGCAGAACAGUUGCUGUCACAUUGUUGACAGCGAGGAUCAAUGAUCAGAGCAAACUUGCUCUGCCAGCUAUCUACAAUUGUCCUGCAUCCAGCUUUAAUCAUGAAACAGAACGAUUGCAAAUUCAGUUGACAUCUGAUGAGGUUGUCAUGACAGGCCUCAAGUUUUUCUCAAUAACUCGAAACUUCAUGUUAGCUGUAGGCGGAGCUAUUCUGACGUACGAAGUUGUUCUUCUGCAGUUUAAUGUCGCAAUGGGAAAAUAGAGAAAUGAUUUUUUUCAUUUUAGGGAUUCUCGUGGGAUUGUGGAAUUAUUUUAUAAAUUUUGU
This is a messenger RNA of Fopius arisanus, 931 nucleotides long. RefSeq names its product gustatory receptor for sugar taste 64f. The transcript has 7 exons. The record is from RefSeq and is a predicted model, not a curated record. Bases 11 to 868 code for a protein of 285 amino acids. Gene Ontology annotation, cellular component: membrane. Gene Ontology annotation, biological process: sensory perception of chemical stimulus; detection of chemical stimulus involved in sensory perception of taste. NCBI's taxonomy places the organism in Eukaryota, Metazoa, Arthropoda, Insecta, Hymenoptera, Braconidae. Gene Ontology annotation, molecular function: taste receptor activity.